AUGAAGCAGAGGUUUUCCAGCUUGGACGUCAUAGCCCAUGAGCUUUCCGCCAAACUCACUUCGCUCCGAGUCACCAAUGUCUAUGAUCUGAGCUCUAGAAUCUUCCUCAUCAAGUUCCACAAGCCCGAUCACCGUGAACAGCUCCUCAUCGACUCCGGCUUCCGCUGCCACCUUACCGAAUAUGCGCGAACAACGGCCGCUGCGCCUUCCGCCUUUGUCGCAAAGCUGCGCAAAUAUCUGAAAACAAGGCGAAUCACCUCAAUCGCCCAGAUCGGUACCGACCGCAUCCUAGAGUUCCAAUUCUCCGAUGGAUUGUACAGGCUGUACUUGGAGUUCUACGCUGGCGGCAACAUCGUUCUGACCGAUGCCGAUCUGAACGUAUUGUCUCUGUUGCGCAAUGUGGAUGAAGGCGAGGAACACGAGAGGCUGAGGGUCGGCCUGAAAUAUAACCUGACCCUGCGACAGAAUUACGGUGGCGCUCCAGAGCUUACACAGGAGCGGGUGCGUCAGGGACUACAGAAGGCGGUUAAUAAACAACAAGAUCAGCCUGUAGCAACAGGAAAGAAGGCGAAGAAGGCAGGCAAGGAUUCUUUGAGGAAGGCGCUGGCUGUUUCCAUCACCGAAUGUCCUCCUUUGCUAGUAGACCAUGCGCUGCACAUUGCAAACUUCGAUUCGACCCUCAAGCCCGAGGAGGUACUCGCUGAUGACAGUCUUCUGGAUAAGCUUGUAGAGGUGCUCAAGAACGCAAGGAAGAUCACCGACGAGAUCACAACACCAGACCAGAUCAAGGGCUACAUUCUAGCUAAGCCAAAUCCGUCUGCACCUACGGCCGAUGAUGAGGCGUCCGAAAAAUCAAAAUUACUGUACGAUGACUUCCAUCCUUUCCGUCCGCAGCAGUUUGAGAACUCCGACUACACAUUCCUCGAGUUUGAUGGUUUCAACAAGGCGGUAGACGAAUUCUUCUCCUCGAUAGAAGGACAGAAGCUGGAGUCCAAGUUGACGGAGCGCGAACAACAGGCCAAGAAGAAGCUGGAAAAGGCACGCAAAGAACACGAGGAUCGAAUUGGUGGAUUACAGCAAGUGCAAGAUCUUAAUUUCCGCAAGGCGGAAGCGAUACUGGCAAACGUGCAUCGUGUUACCGAAGCUACCGAAGCUAUCAAUGGAUUGAUCAGGCAAGGCAUGGAUUGGGUCGAUAUUGCGCGCUUGAUCGAGCGUGAGCAAAACUCCGGCAAUGCGGUCGCGCAACUCAUCAAACUACCGCUGAAACUGCAUGAGAACACUGUCACCCUACUACUAGACGAGACCAACUGGGAGGAGGGGCAAGAGGGAGAAGAUGAGGGUAACGAGACAAGCUCCGUGAGUGAAGAUUCAGACGACGAGGACGAGAGUCCUAAGAAGAAGGCUCCCACACCAGCGGUAUCUGCUCGGCCUCAACUGGCUAUCGACAUCGACCUCGCUUUGAGCGCAUGGGCGAACUCAACAGAAUACUUCGACCAAAAGAAGACAGCUGCCGAUAAGGAGGAUCGUACCCUGCAAGCAUCAACUAGGGCGUUGAAGAGCCAUGAGAAGAAGGUUACAGAGGACCUGAAGAAGGGCUUAAAGCAAGAGAAGGAGGUAUUGCGACCAGUGCGCAAGCAACAGUGGUUCGAAAAGUACAUAUACUUCAUCUCCUCAGAUGGCUACCUGGUCCUUGGAGGCAAGGAUGCCCAACAGAACGAGAUCAUCUACCGACGCUUCUUGCGAAAAGGAGAUGUAUACGUUCAUGCCGAUGUCAAAGGAGCGAUGCCAAUGAUUAUCAAGAACAAGCCCGAUACUCCAGAUGCUCCCAUCCCUCCGUCAACACUAUCGCAAGCGGGUAACCUCUGCAUUUGUACAUCUGACGCAUGGGACUCAAAAGCCGUCAUGUCAGCUUGGUGGGUUCGUAGCGAUCAAGUCAGCAAGACUGGGCAGACGGGCGAGUUCCUCUCGGCUGGCAUGUUCAAUGUCAAGGGCAAGAAGGAAUUCCUGCCGCCAGCUCAGCUGGUCGUAGGUCUCGCUGUCAUGUUUGAGAUCAGUGAUUCAAGCAAGGCCAACCACCACAAACAUCGUGUGCAAGAGACUGCAGUUUCCGCUGCGGAGAUGGUUGACGAGCCCGCGGAUGAUUCGAAGACUGCAGACACGUCCAAGAUCGACAAUAGCGAUGACGACGACGACUUCCCGGACGCAAAGAUCAACUCCGACUCGGAAGACGACUUUCCCGAUGCAAAGAUGGAACAGACUGAGGAGAGUGAUGCCGAAUCUGAGGCUGCAGCGCCCAGGAGCAAUCCUCUCCAAUCCAGGACUACGGACAUGAGAGACGAUUCUGACGAGGAAGAUGAGCCAGUAACUGCCAAGGAUGGCGACGAGUAUGCCAUGUCUGGUGGUAGAAGUGGUUCUGCUGCGAAUGAAGAACCUCAAGAAGAUGCAGGCUCUGUAGCAGAUACCGAACGGACCUCAAAAUCCACUGGUAAGCGACAACUAUCUGCAAGAGAACGUCGCCUAGCAAGGAAAGGUCAACUCCAAGAUCUACCCCGAGUUCCAUCCGACGCAGGGCCUGCAGCUGACGGUGCUGAACAAGAGGAGGCUUCAUCCGACGAAGAGGGCAGCGCGAAGGGCCCGGUGAAGGCACCCGGCACAGUAACAACGCAGAACACAAAACCAAAGAACGCGCCCCUGCCCCGAGGCAAGCGCGCGAAAGCAAAGAAGCAGGCUGCGAAGUACGCUGCGCAAGAUGAAGAGGACCGUGAACUAGCGAUGCGCCUCUUAGGUUCCAAGUCCGGGCAGCAGGCUGCCGAAGCUGCCGCUCAAGAAAAGCGCCAGAAAGAAGAGCAAGCACAGGCCGACAAGCAACGGCGUCGCGACCAACAUCUCCGCGCUCAAGCCGCAGGCAAAGCUGCCGAAGAGGCUCGCCUACGCGCCCUCGAGAACGCCGAGGAAGAUGACGAAGGCGAUGAGGUCCUCAAAACAAACUUGCAGAACCUAGACGCCUUCACAGGGCGACCACUACCAAAUGACGAAUUGCUCACGGCCAUUCCCGUAUGUGCUCCCUGGUCAGCUCUUUCCACCUACAAAUACAAAGCCAAGAUCCAACCUGGCUCCACCAAACGCGGUAAAGCCGUCAAGGAGGUCCUUUCUAUCUGGGAUCACGCUGGAAAAGAUGCCAAGAUAAUCGACAAGAACGCCCAGGACGUAGAGCGUAUCUGGCCAAAGGAGAUUGAGCUGAUUAGGGGAUGGAAGGAGACUGAGGUUGUAGGGGUUGUGCCUGUUAGUAAGGUACGAGUUAUGAUUGCUGGCGGUCGCCGCGGUGCCGAUAUUGCUAAGGGCAAAAAGAAGAGUGCGAGGGGCGGGAGAGGCUCGAAGAAGAAAUAG
Molecule: messenger RNA, 3387 nt
Organism: Alternaria atra
Lineage: Eukaryota; Fungi; Ascomycota; Dothideomycetes; Pleosporales; Pleosporaceae
Exons: 3
Coding region: 1-3387 (1128 amino acids)
Biological process (GO): ribosome-associated ubiquitin-dependent protein catabolic process; rescue of stalled cytosolic ribosome
Cellular component (GO): RQC complex
Molecular function (GO): tRNA binding; ribosomal large subunit binding
Source: RefSeq, a predicted model, not a curated record